Paramuricea clavata is the source of this 1597-nucleotide messenger RNA. NCBI's taxonomy places the organism in Eukaryota, Metazoa, Cnidaria, Anthozoa, Malacalcyonacea, Plexauridae. The record is from the annotation of a GenBank genome assembly.
AUGAGAGCAAAACACAAAUGUCCAUUUGCAUCAUGUUCUGCUAACGUUGUCCAUCUUCCACGUCAUAUGAUGCAAGUCCAUAAGUGGGCAAAAGAAGAUACAGUUGGCAUUGUUAAUGCAUUCGGUCUGCGGAAACAAAAAAAGGGCUCGGAAAAAUCUAAGCUAAAACGGAAGUUAUGUCCGGUGUUAAAUUGCAAGCCUGUGGUAAAAAGGCUACACAACCAUCUCAUCGACUUCCACGAAAUGAAAAGAGGAAGCAACAAAUAUAGAGAAUGCUUAAAAAGAGCUGCUCCUUGUGAAGUCAUCGAACUUCCCUCGGAGUCGACAUGUGAAUCGUCAUCAGAUGAGGAAGAACGUCUUUUUCAGAAAAGAAGAAAAAACGAGAAAAAACCUAAGAAAAGAGAAAAAAAAGAAAAGCAUGAGAGUAUCUUCAAAAAAGUGUACUCUUCAGAUGAUGAUGACGACGACGACUUCUCCGGUUAUCCAUCCAUUUUUAAAAGGCCGCCCAGUGACAAAGAAGGACACUGUUCUCAUAAGUUGCCUGAUACAUGUAGAGAGAAGUUGCCAGAAAAUGAUGAAUUGCCAGAGAAUGAUGAAUUGCCAGAGAAUGAUGAAUUGCCAGAGAACGAUGAAUUGCCAGAGAACGAUGAAAUGUCAGAGAGUAUGGUGUCCCAUCCCCGCCAAAAAUCAACUUUUUUUUUCAACACAACUUUUUAUUUUCAACACAACUUUUUAUUUUCAACACAACUUUUUAUUUGCAACACAACUUUUUAUUUGCAACACAACUUUUUUUUUCAACACAACUUUUUUUUUCCAACCACAACUUUUUUUUUCCAACCGCAAUCCACUAAUAUAUCAUCAACUUUUUAUUUGCAACACAACUUUUUUUUUCAACACAACUUUUUUUUUCCAACCGCAAUCCACUAAUAUAUCAUGGAUCGCGGGCUCGUUUUGUGACCAUAUAUCGCGGGCUUGCUACCGAUGUUCUAUUUCCUAAAAUUCUUCAUGUAAUCUAUGGUAUAAUUAAAAUACACUGAUACUAUAGUACACAGGGCUCUCACUUUUGGGGAAAUUUCCCCAAAACGGGGAAAUUGGCGGAUUUUUGGGGAGCGAUCUGGGGAAUCGCAUUUUUUGGGGAAAUUUUUGGGGAAUUUUUUGAAAUAUUGGUCAAGCUAGAUGGAAGUACAUGGAACUUAUGUUUCAAUUGUUUUUGCCUGGUUUUGUGCACAUUUGGUUCAACUUGUGUUGAAAAUGAUAAGUGACAAACAUUCAGCUGAUUCAUGACUAUCAUGAAUACACAAUAUAAUUUGAUUUGCGAGUACUGUACGCCACGUGCUAAUAAACAGGUUAUUCACUGACACAUGUUUUGAGCUAUAUAUAUUUUAAUGCCAACGAAACCUUGCAGUCAUUUCACUAAUCACUCUAGUAUCAAAAUAGCAGUGCCAAGGUUCAAAAUGAAUUAUUUACUCUACAUUACGCAAUGAUAACAAUAUCAAUUUAGAAUCCUUAAAAAAUUAAGUGAUGGAUGAACUGUGAAGGAAUGUAACUUUACUCUUUAGUUAACUUUGCUGUUAUUGACUAUACUAGUAUAGGCUAG